CGCACCGCCCCACAUCCAUACCUCACGUCCACUCACAGUCACAGAGGUGCAGUGGAGUGGCACUCGUCUGCUCUCGCAUGUCAACGCAAACAAAAGGCGUCCUCUCCUCCCAUCCAUCCCCUCCGCACGGAUGUAAAGCCACCCCAAACGUGACAAAGGGUGAGGAGACUCAAGAGGCGCAAGGGCAAAGAUUUUCAAGAACACACCUUACCUGAGCCAAGAGCAACCAUGAGUGGCCGAAUGGAGCUGAGCUCGCAGAUGUUGAUGGCGGCGCCGACCAACGGCAGGAAGCGGAAGUGCUCACGGCCCGGCCUGGGGGAUAUCCACGAGGACAUGCUGGAGCGCGUCCUCGCACGCCUCCCGCCGGCCAGCUUCUUCCGCCUCCGUGCCGUCUGUCACGAGUGGCGCGCGGUCGCCGCAUCCGCUACAUUCCUCGACGCCUGCGCCCGCGUCCCUUCCCGCGACCCCUGGUUCCUCAUGCUCUCCGAACGGCCCUACCCGGUGGUCGCGUUCGACGCCGCCGGGAGAUCCUGGAACGCCUGCCGCGCCCCAACGGGGUCCGUGCCCGUGGCAGCGUCGGGCGGCCUCGUCCUCUACAGCGUGCUGGCUACGGGCGCGCUCUGCGUCUCCAACCCUCUCACCGGCGCAUCCCGAGCGCUCCCCACGCCGCCACAGGGCCAGGGAGCGCCGCAGCUCCACGCAAUUGCCAUGUACGGCUCCCCCUACCGUGUGGCGCUCUUCACGGGCGAGCUCCCUGACCUGUCCAUGGCGGUUUUCGACUCGUCCGAGGGCUCGUGGGAGGCCCCCCUGCCGCUUGCCCGGAGGUCCGGGACCUCCUCCCCGGACGCGCCGCCGUAUGGUGGAGACGACACGGUUUACUUUCUGAGCAAGUCUGGCGACGUGGUAGCCACCAACAUGAAACGCAGUUCGCUGAAGCAGUACUCCUCGGUGGCAGUUCCGUCCGAGUCCGGCGCCGUGGUCUGCUUCCUGAGCCACUCGGGCACGGUCCUCGCCUGCGACACGGCGAAUCGGACGUUCGCCGAGCUGCCCCGGAUCCUCCCCGUGUAUUUCGAGUACUCCAUCGACGUCGUGGCAUGCAACGGCGCCUCGUACGCCGUCGUGCUGUCGGAGUACCUGGACACGGCGAGCCUGCGGGUGUGGCAGUUCGCAGAGGGCGCGUGGAGGCAGGUGGCCGCCAUGCCGCCAGGCAUGGCGCACGGGUUCUAUGGAAAGAAGGCCGACAUCAACUGCGUCGGGCACGGCGACCGCGUCAUGGUCUGCGUCAGCUCCGGUGAGUUCAAUGGCUGCUUCAUGUGCGACGUGCGGAGCAACCAAUGGGAGGAGCUGCCCAAGUGCAUCAAUGGCGACGGAGAGAUCAUCGAGUUCCUUGCCGCCUUCUCCUUCGAACCGAGAGUAGAGAUCAACGUCUAAGUGCGUGUAUGUGUGUGCCUGUUCGCAUGCGCGCCGACGCUUGCUGUGCUAAUUAGUAAGGAAUAUUUCUUGUUUUGCUGCUA
Molecule: messenger RNA, 1514 nt
Organism: Hordeum vulgare subsp. vulgare (domesticated barley)
Lineage: Eukaryota; Viridiplantae; Streptophyta; Magnoliopsida; Poales; Poaceae
Product: F-box only protein 13-like
Exons: 2
Coding region: 229-1431 (400 amino acids)
Molecular function (GO): protein binding
Source: RefSeq, a predicted model, not a curated record